Molecule: messenger RNA, 1649 nt
Organism: Drosophila ficusphila
Lineage: Eukaryota; Metazoa; Arthropoda; Insecta; Diptera; Drosophilidae
Product: MORN repeat-containing protein 3
Exons: 3
Coding region: 42-959 (305 amino acids)
Source: RefSeq, a predicted model, not a curated record
UUAGCAUACAUUUAAACGUCUAGGUCAAAUUUUCGUUGAGCAUGAGUACCUGUUUGGAGCGCUACUUUUGCCCCAAUAAACCUGUCUGCAGCUCAGGCAGGAGAGCCACCUUUUUUUAUCCAGGAGGUGGGUCCUACUCCGGCUACUGGCUAUGCAACAAGCACCAUGGCUGGGGCGUAAAAAAGACGGCCAAACGAAGUUCACAAUAUUUUAUGGGAAAGAAGCAGCCUGAAGGGCAGCUAGUCUACGAGGGUCACUGGGUGAUGAACAAGCGGCAGGGAGUCGGAUCGAUGCUACGCAAACGUGGGACUGAUGUACAUCUGAUAUAUUCAGGAAGGUGGUACGACGACAUGAAGUGUGGCGAGGGCAAGCAGUUUUAUCCCGACGGUUGCGUCUACUUCGGAAAAUGGCUGAGAAACCGAAGACACGGUCUGGGUAUUCAAUGGUACAAAGAUGGGAGCAUCUAUGCGGGCGAGUGGGAGACUGAUUUUCGACACGGGCUGGGGGUCAUGUUUUACGCAAAUGGAAACCGUUAUGAAGGACACUUUGCACGUGGAUACAAAAACGGUGAGGGAGUGUUCUAUCACAUGCUAACUGGUCAAAUCCAAAAAGGUAUGUGGGAAAACGACAAUGUGAAGACAUCGGUGAUGCAGGAUGAACCAAAACUAAGAUGUAAUGUGGCAGUUACCCCAUACCCCAUCCCAAGAAAUUAUCUUAAGUACCCCAAUGAAAUAAUGCGAGAACUUUUUCAGAGAUAUAAAGUUUUAGGCGAUAAGCCCCACCGCAGAUUCAACGAUAAAGUCAGUCUUGACUUCAUUCACCACCACCGCCAGUACGCCUCCUUCGAAGAGCGGUUCGCAUCGCCAACAAUCGUGGAUCUCUACCCUAAUGCCCAGUUUGCUUGCACUUGCGACUGUGAGCAGAUUGCCAGGAAUGAAACCAAUGUUAGCCAAAUCUAGUUUGUGUGACUUAAAUGAUAUUGGGAAAAACAAUUAAAUCUCUUACAUUUUUUGGUGCAACUAGAACGCCAUUUCUAACAAGUGCGCUGUUCCAUCAAAGUUUAAAAGUAGCUACUUUAGAACUUUAAGCCGACAGAGUAAGGCUUUUCUCUAAUGGCCGCUGAAAUACCUGCGUAUCCCCAUCACCCCCAUCCUAUCUAAGGAAACGGACUUGCCACGCCCUAAACGAACCAUCCACCAACCAUCCACCAAAAAGACACCCACGUUUUCUACUUAAUGAUAAAAGAAAGGACAUUAACGGGCCUCGGCGCAUCUCCACGUUUUGAGCGUCUUUCAAGUGAAAAGCAAAGAAUUAAAAAAAAUUAACAAAAAAGGUCGGAAGAGAAAAGCAAUGGAAAAAAGGAAGCAACCAAAAAUGGGGCCGCGCACAAUGAAAGAAAAGAAAAAGAUUUAAAACCACCUCCCAGCGCAAGCUCUACGUAAUGCUUCUCCUGCUAGCUCCUCAUUUAUCAAGUUCCUUUUAUUUUGGUGCGCGGGCGUAGUUAAAAAUUAAUAAAUGAAAUUAAUGCCGGCGACACUUUGCAAGGCAUUGGCCAGUACGGACGUGUAAGAUGUUGCCAAGGUUUUCCUUUGACUUCCUCUGUUUACAUCAAAAACAUUUUCAUUUGAAAUAUUAAGCGCCUAAAAGUC